This is a messenger RNA of Fusarium vanettenii 77-13-4, 366 nucleotides long. RefSeq lists its product as uncharacterized. NCBI's taxonomy places the organism in Eukaryota, Fungi, Ascomycota, Sordariomycetes, Hypocreales, Nectriaceae. The record is from RefSeq and is a predicted model, not a curated record. The transcript is spliced from 3 exons. The coding region runs from base 1 to 366 and encodes 121 amino acids.
AUGCUUGACGUGGACGAACGCCAAGGUGGGAUCGACCAAGUGUCGUUACUUUGUCAAGCAAAGAUCCGCCAAAAAGCAAAGAAGGAAGAAAGAAAAAACUCGGCAUCCCCCCAAAAGUUAACCGUAGCCAUCCAGUCAAAUCUCAGGCCGUCCAUCCAUCUCGACUCGGACGACUCCAACAGGGCGGGUUCAACACCCCAACGGCGAACCCUCAUCUUUCCGCUUGAUGGACUCGAAGAAAUUCCCUCAAAAGAUGCCAUCUUUCGUGACAUCCCGAUGCUAGGUCGGACCCGGGAAUCUGACUCUCUCACGACAUGUCAGCCAUCGGUCGCCCCGAAAGACAAAGAUAAGAUGGCAUUUGACUAG